AUGCUGUGGUAUCAAAUCUUCCAGGAUGGCCCAGAAUACGAGGCUCGGAAACGCAAAUCAUCCUUCGAGCCGCCCAAUAUCGCACUGAAAGACGUCCGCGACGCGGUCCCUCCUGAGCUCUUCGAAAGAAACACCCUCAUCAGUCUCUUCUACGUGAUACGGCACGUUAUGAUCGUCCUCCUCUUCUACCAUCUCGCAACAAAGAUCGAUGCCGUCGCUGCCUUUGCUGCUGCUUCGCUACACGGCUACGGAGGGCUCGUAACUUCCUUCACGAGUGUGUGGCUACGCACGGUUUUGUGGCUGCUCUAUGCCGCCUGGCAGGGCAUCGCCCUCGCUGGACUCUGGUGCCUGGGUGACUACCUCCUCAGACAUAUCCCAAAGCGAAUGCAUACUGACACAUCCUCCACUAAUUCAGGACACGAGGCGGGCCAUGGCAACCUCUCCCCCCACGCACUCGUCAACUCGGCGUUGGGUCUCCUGACGCACAGUUUCGUGCUGGUGCCUUACUAUGCUUGGCGAUCCACCCAUCGUACCCAUCAUAAAGCGACGAACCACCUCGACAGGGAGGAGACGCACUACCCCGCGACGCGCAGGACGUUCAACCUCCCCCACGGGCGCGUCGCGGUGAAGAUGGACUACCAGGAGAUCCUGGAGGAGACGCCGGCGUUCACGCUCUUCAAGAUGUUCAUGCGCCAGUUCUUUGGUUACCAGCUCUACCUAAUACAUAAUCGCAAGGGGAAUCCGAAAUAUCCCAAGGGCACCAGUCACUACAAACCGUCGUCGAUGCUAUUCACGCCGGAACAACGCACCUCAAUAAUCAUAUCCAACAUCGGCAUGUGCGCGAUGCUCGCCCUCCUCGCGGCGUACGCCUACCACCACGGCCGCUCGUCGCUGUGGUGCUACUACGUCCUCCCGUGGCUCCCCUACGUCACCCCCUCCAUCCCGGCCCUUCCAGCCCUUCAUCGCCCCCUUCAUCCCGUAUCCGAUCCUGACGUUAACGCUGACGACGUAUCAUCGAACAGGAUCGUGACUUUCACGUACCUCCAGCACAGCGACCCCACGAUCCCGUAUUACAGAAAGGAUCAGUGGACCUUUGCGCGCGGCGCGCUCUCUACGGUCGACCGCCCCGUCUUUGGAUGGGUCGGCCGGGCGCUGUUGUACAAUAUCGGCCACGACCACGUCGCGCAUCACCUGUUCUCGAAUAUCCCGUUCUAUAACCUCCCCCGGGCUACGGAAGCUAUCAAGCCGGUACUGGGCGAAUACUAUAACUACGAUAGCACGCCGACUGUCCGCGCGCUGUGGCGCUCCUUCACGCAGUGCGUGUUCGUGGAGGACGAGGGGAGUGUGGUGUUUUACAAGAACUGCGCGGGCGCGGGUGUCAGGGAGGCCGUCGGGGCGACGGACGCGGGCGUAGGCGUGGAGGGCGAGUUGGAAGGAGAGGACUGA
This is a messenger RNA of Pleurotus ostreatus (oyster mushroom), 1446 nucleotides long. RefSeq lists its product as uncharacterized. Gene Ontology annotation, biological process: lipid metabolic process. Gene Ontology annotation, molecular function: oxidoreductase activity. The record is from RefSeq and is a predicted model, not a curated record. The coding region runs from base 1 to 1446 and encodes 481 amino acids. Lineage: Eukaryota; Fungi; Basidiomycota; Agaricomycetes; Agaricales; Pleurotaceae. The transcript has 12 exons.